Molecule: messenger RNA, 780 nt
Organism: Phycomyces blakesleeanus NRRL 1555(-)
Lineage: Eukaryota; Fungi; Mucoromycota; Mucoromycetes; Mucorales; Phycomycetaceae
Exons: 4
Coding region: 1-780 (259 amino acids)
Biological process (GO): DNA damage tolerance; double-strand break repair via homologous recombination
Cellular component (GO): nucleus; Smc5-Smc6 complex
Molecular function (GO): ubiquitin-protein transferase activity
Source: RefSeq, a predicted model, not a curated record
AUGAAUGUCAAUUGCCCAAGACCACUAACCAUGAACGCAAAUCAGCCCGUUGAUCCAUCAUCAUACAAUGACUGUCAUCGCCUGUUUUUACAAAGCAUGCUCACACAAAAGAUAGUUCGUGAAGAUCAGGCCCUGAAUCUAUACGAUGAAGCCUCUAAGCUAACUGGUGUCCCAAGAACAGACUUUUCAGACUUUGUAGCAUGCAUCAAUCAAGGCAUCAAUGAAAUAGAUCUUGCUUUAAAGCGCUCACACAAUGAACGCAAUGGAGUUCCUGUCAUUGCCCUGGUAAAUACACUUGACGAUGAGAUCUCUCAAAUGGCAACAGAAUACUCUCCUAGUACUAUAAUGUACUUUAGACAACUUGCAGAGAACAUUAUUACAGCAGAAGAUGAAGAUUAUGCAAUCAGCUCAAUGGAGGCUAUUCGCCUUGGCCAGAAGAUGACACCUGCAUUAACUCAAAAGGAAACACAGGAUCUUCUGGAUCGCUUGGUUGCUGAUGGCUGGCUGUUCUGCACUCGCCAGGGUGCUUAUGUGAUGGAGACACGUACUGUUCUUGAGCUUAAUGUUUAUUUUAAAGAGCAGUAUGGGGAGUACAUGAAGGAAUGUCAAUUCUGUCUUGAUGUGGUUACAAUGGGAGAACGCUGUGAAUCUGUUGAUUGCCCUGUGCGUAUCCACCGUCACUGUGCGGAGAGAUAUUUUCGUGAGCAGCCCAAUAGCACAUGCCCACUGUGUGGCACUAUGUGGUCCCAUCUGAAUACAUUUGGGUUAGGUCUCUCCUAA